Phytophthora infestans T30-4 is the source of this 1641-nucleotide messenger RNA. RefSeq names its product protein kinase, putative. Gene Ontology annotation, cellular component: cytoplasm. Gene Ontology annotation, molecular function: protein serine/threonine kinase activity; ATP binding. NCBI's taxonomy places the organism in Eukaryota, Oomycota, Peronosporomycetes, Peronosporales, Peronosporaceae. The transcript has 2 exons. The coding region runs from base 1 to 1641 and encodes 546 amino acids. The record is from RefSeq and is a predicted model, not a curated record. Gene Ontology annotation, biological process: intracellular signal transduction; regulation of MAPK cascade; protein phosphorylation.
AUGGCGAGCAUCCAGCGCAACGAGAACCCCGAAGAAGUCUACGAGGUGCUGGAGCGCAUUGGAGAAGGGUCCUAUGGCAAGGUUUACAAAGCUGUGCACAAGUCGAAUGCCGAGGUUGUGGCACUCAAGGUGGUUCCUGUGGAGAGUGAAGACCGCGCUGCGUUCGACGAGCUGACACGUGAGAUCCGCAUCUUGGAGCGAUGCGAGUCUCCUUUUGUAGUGCACUACCGUGGCAGCUUCUCGUACGAGGCGCAGCUCUGGAUCGCUAUGGAAUUCUGCGCUGCUGGCUCGCUCGCUGACCUGCAUGUUCUACGUGGACGUCGCGUGCUGAGUGAAGCGGAGAUCGCCGCCGUCUGUGCUAACGUCGCGCUGGGACUCGCUCACUUGCACUCUCAGGGCCUCAUCCAUCGUGAUAUUAAAGCAGGAAACUUGCUACUUAACGGCGACGGUGUAGCCAAGUUGGCAGACUUUGGUGUGUCCGCACAGCUCACUGCUACAGUUGGUAAGCGUCGUACAGUCAUCGGAACGCCCUUUUGGAUGGCCCCAGAGGUGAUCCAAGAAGCUCAGUACGACUGCAAGGCAGACCUCUGGUCACUGGGUAUCACUGCUCUGGAGCUGGCUGAGGGAGAGCCACCACUCGCCCACAUGCACCCCAUGCGUGCCAUCUUUUUGAUCCCGAACCGAGCACCACCUGAGCUUCGCGAGCCUAACAACUACUCGGCAGAAUUCCGAGACUUCAUUGCUGUGUGUUUGAAGAAAGACCCACAGGAACGAGCUUCAGCUGAAGAAUUGCUGCGUCAUCCUUUCAUCGCUCGCAACGUAGAGCGACUACGUGCAAGCUCUAACCGUGCAGCUAGUGGAGGUAGAAUGGCCGGCUUGCCUGUUCUCCAAGAGCUGGUAGAACAGAGUUUGGAGCUUGUAGUUGAAGCUCGACUACGAGGCGCAGAGGAUGAAGCUGAGUUCCGUGGGGCGGCUACUGGUCGUCCGGAUGGCUCGUUGUCGGUUGCCGAUCUCAGUACGAUGCUACGCAAUGGCUCCAUGUUUAACGGCACUGGAGGGCUCGGAGGCUUUGGAGGCUCCGACACGGCGGUGGGCUUUACGUCAGUCAGGUUCAAUGGCUUUGGUGGGGGAACCACAGUGUUCUCAGGUGCUCCAGUGGACGAAGAAGGAUGCGGUACGAUGGUAUACCGAGGUGACGAUAACAAGUCAGCUAACUCUACGAUGGAGAGCACCAGCUCGGAAACCCGUGAACGCGAUAUCACAUCUAGCGAUCUGUACGGCACCAUGAUCCCUACGGGGACAGCACGUCCACCGCCAGUGCCGGUAGCCCCUGUGUCCUACUCGAGAACUAGCAGUCGCGGCAGUAGUCACGAUGGGAGCCAAGGAGAAGCUACGAAGCCCGAAGCGGACAGCAGCGAGCCGUCGUUCAUGAAAUAUUUCCGACGGAUUACGUCGUCCUCUUCGAAGUCGGCGACGAUUCGUGCUGCGGGGGCUACAGAGGCUUUAUUACGCGCAGCGCAGCAGAAACUUCGUCAACUUGAGGAAGACUACGAACGCGAUCGCGAGGAGCUCGCUCGACGCUUCGAGAAGCAGAAGACCGAGCUCGAACGUGAGCUCGAGAGCUUGGGUUUCCACAGUUAA